AUGGUGAAGGAUACAACUUAUUAUGAUGUGUUAGGUGUUCAACCGGAUGCCACAGCAGAGCAAAUUAAGAAAGCAUACCGUAAGAAAGCCAUACAGACACAUCCAGAUAAGAAUCCUAAUGACGCUAAUGCUCAGGCGAAGUUUCAAGAGGUUAGUAAGGCAUAUAAGGUUUUAAGUGAUCCUGAGUUAAAGAGUCGGUAUAAUGAAUUUGGGUUGAGCGAUGAGCGAGGAGGGCUUUCUGUGGAUGAAGACCCAUUCGAAAUGCUCAUGGCAGUAUUCGGCGGAGACUCGUUUCAACAGUGGAUUGGUGAAUAUUCGUUUUUAAAGAACUUGAUGAAGCAGACUGAGCUGUUUGAGGGGGAGGGCGAAAUCUCAGGUAAUGAGCACGGGACAGUCGGUGGGAACAAAGAGAACUUUGGCGUCGUUGAUGAUUCUGCAGAUGAGUCUGAUACUACUGCGGCAGCUACUGGGACUACUCUUGGUAAAUUUGCUGGUAUUACGGGGAGGGAAACGAUGGAGAGCAAAGGAGGAGCCUUUCGUGAUGGACUGGCCACAACAAGUGCUCAUUUUAAUGGUAAAAGUGUAGGAAGUGAAAGUGGCAGUGCCACUGUGAACGAGAACUUUCGAAACUUUGGUAAUAGUGCGGAGCUCCCAGUCAGUCCUAGUGCUGAAUGUACGAAUAGAAAGGAGAGAAGGCACAGACAAAGAGAGAAGUUCUUAGAAUUGGAAAAGGAGAGACGUGAUGAGAAAAAAAAGCAAAUCAAUGAGCUUGCGGAGCUCUUGGAAAAGAAGAUAAGUGACUUGCAGGCAGCGUCUACGUCAGGACAUAUGCCGGAGUUUUUAGAAAAGUUGCAGAAGGAGAUUGAUGAAUCAUUAAAGACAGAGAGUUUUGGGAUUGAACUCUUGCAAUUAAUAGGAAAGGUUUACAAGAGUAAAGCCAACAACUUCUUAAUGUCGCAGAAAACCUAUGGGAUAUCCCGUAUUUUUACUGGCGUGCACGAGAAGACUAAGUCCGUGAAAUCCACUUUUAGCAUGUUAAACUCGGCGAUGAACGCAAUGAGUGCUCAGAAAGAGUUGGAAAAAAUGAAUCUCGAAGGCAUGAACCCAUAUGAUCGUGCAAAGCUUGAGUUCCUAAUUCAAGGCAAAUCAAUGGGCAUGAUGUGGAGUUUGAACAAAUUCGAAUUACAAAGUAAACUAAAGGGUGUCUGUGAUAAAAUACUAGAUGAUAAAUCGGUCCCUACAAAACAAAGAAUUAAUAAAGCAAAGGCAUUGUUAGCUAUAGGUAACAUGUUCUGUAAAGCACGGCGUGAAGAAGGUGACGUAGACCCUACUAUCCUUGAGUUUGAAGAGAUGGUUCUACAAUCUAAAAACGUAAGGAUAAAAACUAAGAGACAAAAUGCUAGAUCAUAUGCAGAUAACGUGCAUAUAAACUAUAGUACAACAAAGGGGUUUGACUAUUCUUCCGGUACCGCCAAAGAAUCUUCCGCUUUCAGCCCAACCCCUGGGCCUACUCAGUCUCCUACCACAGGUGUAAACUCGGCCAGUCCAAUACCACCAGCGGAGGGAGAUUCUCGACCCUUUACCUCCCGUAUGCCUAAGACAGGACCUAGGCGUCAUAAUUCUUUCCGUACUUCUCCACCUCGUCCUUCUACAGCACAUCCUGCUACUAGUGAGCCUUCUUCUAAGCGCAUGCCUUUCCGCAGCUCCUCUGUUAGAAGUACCGCAGGGCGUACAUGA
Eremothecium sinecaudum is the source of this 1737-nucleotide messenger RNA. It is a transcript of the gene CAJ1, whose product is annotated as Caj1p. Gene Ontology annotation, biological process: protein import into peroxisome matrix. The transcript has a single exon. The record is from RefSeq and is a predicted model, not a curated record. Bases 1 to 1737 code for a protein of 578 amino acids. Lineage: Eukaryota; Fungi; Ascomycota; Saccharomycetes; Saccharomycetales; Saccharomycetaceae. Gene Ontology annotation, cellular component: cytosol.